Molecule: messenger RNA, 4700 nt
Organism: Oncorhynchus keta (chum salmon)
Lineage: Eukaryota; Metazoa; Chordata; Actinopteri; Salmoniformes; Salmonidae
Gene: saxo6
Product: Mdm1 nuclear protein
Exons: 14
Coding region: 150-2459 (769 amino acids)
Biological process (GO): negative regulation of centriole replication
Molecular function (GO): microtubule binding
Source: RefSeq, a predicted model, not a curated record
GCAGGUCGCCGCUUUGCCAAGGCAACCCAAAGCCGCUGCUGUAACCGUCCAGAUACCUUGUCACUUCACUGUACAACAAUAACAACCUCGCUGGAAAAACAACAGACACAAUUCUCCCAAACACCGGCAGAACUUUAACCAACAGAAAAAUGCCACUACGUUUCAAGGGCAUCAGUGAGUACAAGAAGACAUUUAGACACCGAGCCGCUACCCGCUCCAGAAGCGCCUCUCCUCAGCGACGGAUGCGCUUAGCUGGACUUCGAUCUGACCAGAUGGGUAUCAGUAGAGAGCCUCAGUUUCUGUCCAAGAGGAAGGUGCCCUCCUCCCACUCGCCCCAGGUGUCCAGCUCCUUCCAAUGGAACCCCACCACCACAGAGCCCCCACAGAGACGGGAUGAGACCCCCAGACCUGGUACCUCUCCCCUGGCUCCUACCCCAGAGAGAGUCCACACCCCUCUGGCCCCUAGGGGUCCCCUUCCUCCAGGGGACCCCCAACGAGGCCCGACCACUCUUCAGGGCCAGAUCCACACCCGGAGCCCCCUGGCUACUGUAGAGAGACAGGACCAAGCUUUCAAUGGGGUGGACUAUGUGUUGAGGAGGAAGGCGGGGCUGAAGUCGUCUGGACAGAGGACCGGACUACAGAACUCAGAGUACAGGAAGCAGUUCCCGUGGAAGACACCUGUAGCUGGCCACGCCUCCCCACUGCUGGCUGCAGAGCAGAUGCUGUACACCAGCCACCGUUCCAUCCCUCCUUUCAAGUCUAACCCGGUGGUGGUGUUGGAGAGCGAGUACAGCAGGAACUUUAAAGCCUUUCCACCUCCCAGAGGACCACGGCUACGCAGCGACGUAGACCAGCUGCCUCUGUUCCAGAGAGAGAACGUUUCACCCGAGAAGGCAUCCAAGAGCAAGUGGAAGAAGAAGAAGAGGGAAGAGAGAGAGUCCAGCGUCAUAGAGGAGAACAUUCCAGUUGCACAGCCUCGGGAGCAGCAGGCGGACCAGGAAGUGAAGUCACACAGCCCCCAGAAGGCACAUCUUCCCCACAGAAAGGUGAAAUCAGAGUAUAAUGCCAACUUCCGCUCUCCACUGAACUACAUAUAUAAGGACGGCGCCUGGGUCAAGGCUUCCACACUAGGAGAGGAGGUGCGAGAGCUUCGUAAGAAGGCGGAGGCCUACAGACAGAGGGCGUGGGGGACCCAUUUCUCCCGCCUCCACCUCAACCAGAUCCUGUCGGACCAGAACCAGCUGUGGGAGGCCUCCACCCCUUCCUCCUCUAACCGCAGCUCUGGGACAGGUUCUGGGGACGGGGAGGAAGACAGGAGUCCUACCCCCCAGGCUCUGGAGCUCGCUAGGGUUGACAGUAGCUCCAGCUCCGUAGCCGGACCCCCUCCCCUCACCCCCGUGUCCAGUAGAAGGAGCUCCACCCGGGGGGCUGGGGACACAGCAGACCCCCCUGGUCACCCUAACUCUGGAGCCCCUAACCUACCUGUUCAGAGGAGACUAGCCUGGGAGGAGGAGACAGGGGCUGGGGGUGGAACUGGGGAGGAGAGAGAGGAAGAAGAGGACAAGGAGAGAAAGGAUGAGAGAAAGGAGAGAAAGGAUGAACUGAGGGUGCUGGACCAUCGUUCGUCGUCUGUAGCAGACUCCCACAGGUCCAGAGAGGGUGGCAGGAUGCCCACACCCACGCUGCAAAGGAUCGCUACUGUUCAGAGAACUCAUCACGACCUGACGACUCCAGCCACUGGUAACCUAGCAGAUACAGUGCCUUGCGAAAGUAUUAUAAACAACCACAUAUCACAGUCAAGAUCAAAUCAUGGUUCAUUACUUCUGUUCUGUGUUGAAUUGAAGAAAAAAAAAAACUUUAUUGAUCCACAGAGGGUAAACGUGAUCACCUUGUCUAAUGUCUUGUCAGGAGGUGCUAUCCUGGUGUCUCCUCCUAAGAUGGAGGCUAACGGCUGGGCGAAGAGAAGUGAACCUCCGUUGGGUAAAACCCGUUCCCCAUUUAAACCCCUCUCUCUGGCCUCGCCACAACGAGCAGCCAGACAGAAUGAGGAGCGGAAUCAUCCCCAGUCCUCUCCUGCAGCAGGGGUGACUACUGUGGACCCCCUCCCCCUGAGAGAGGACUCCUGGUCGGGGGAGACCUCUCCGGAGAACCCCCCUGACCCUCCACCGGAGGCCAAAGCCUCCCGUAAACGCACGACCAGCGGACAACCCGACGCCGCCGUCCCGGCACCUGUUAACCGCAUCCAGGGGACGCUCAGAGACCCAGAGUUCCAACAUAACGGUCAUUUAGGCCUGAGGACGUCUGAGCUGCUGCUGUGUCCUGGUGGUGGCUGUGGAACUGAUGAUGAAGAUGACAGGAUGUCCCAGAUCUCAUCCAGGUCAGCAGCGUCCUGCUCUAUGGCCUCCCAGGUCCUGGACCGAGCCCAGAGGAGGAAGGAUGACUUCUGGGGGAAGAGAUAACAGGAAGCACUGCCCCCCCCUCACAAUGCAUUCCAAAUGGAACCCUAUUCCCUAUGUAGUGCACUACUGUUAAGAGGAGGAAGGACCACUUCUGGGGGAAGAGAUAACACCAUUGACACACACUAUGUGCUAAACAGCACCCUAUUCCCUAUGUAGUGCACUACCUUUGUCUCUGAGGGAGGAUAUGACAACACUGACACACAGCACAGUCUGAACCACCAUGUGUCCCAAAUGGCACCAUAUUUACCUGACCAUAUAGUACCCUGUUUUAUAACAGAAUGGAGUACACUAUAGUAGACUGGUUUAUAGCAGAAUGGAGUACACUAUAGUACCCUGUUUUAUAACAGAAUGGAGUACACUAUAGUAGACUGGUUUAUAGCAGAAUGGAGUACACUAUAGUAGACUGUUUUAUAACAGAAUGGAGUACACUAUAGUAGACUGGUUUAUAACAGAAUGGAGUACACUAUAGUAGACUGUUUUAUGGCAGAAUGGAGUACACUAUAGUAGACUGUUUUAUAGCAGAAUGGAGUACACUAUAGUACCCUGUUUUAUAACAGAAUGGAGUACACUAUAGUAGACUGGUUUAUAGCAGAAUGGAGUACACUAUAGUAGACUGGUUUAUAGCAGAAUGGAGUACACUAUAGUAGACUGUUUUAUAACAGAAUGGAGUACACUAUAGUAGACUGGUUUAUAACAGAAUGGAGUACACUAUAGUAGACUGUUUUAUGGCAGAAUGGAGUACACUAUAGUAGACUGUUUUAUAACAGAAUGGAGUACACUAUAGUAGACUGGUUUAUAACAGAAUGGAGUACACUAUAGUAGACUGUUUUAUGGCAGAAUGGAGUACACUAUAGUAGACUGUUUUAUAACAGAAUGGAGUACACUAUAGUAGAAUGUUUUAUAACAGAAUGGAGUACACUAUAGUAGACUGGUUUAUAGCAGAAUGGAGUACACUAUAGUAGACUGUUUUAUAACAGAAUGGAUGGAGUACACUAUAGUAGACUGAUUUAUAACAGAAUGGAGUACACUAUAGUAGACUGAUUUAUAACAGAAUGGAGUACACUAUAGUAGACUGUUUUAUAACAGAAUGGAGUACACUAUAGUAGACUGAUUUAUAACAGAAUGGAGUACACUAUAGUAGACUGAUUUAUAACAGAAUGGAGUACACUAUAGUAGACUGAUUUAUAGCAGAAUGGAGUACACUAUAUCCAGACUACUAGACUGAAUCUGGGUUUAUAUAACCAGACUACUAGACUGAAUCUGGGUUUAUAUAACCAGAGUGUCCAGACUACUAGACUGAAUCUGGGUUUAUAUAACCAGUGUCCAGACUACUAGACUGAAUCUGGGUUUAUAUAACCAGAGUGUCCAGACUACUAGACUGAAUCUGGGUUUAUAUAACCAGAGUGUCCAGACUACUAGACUGAAUCUGGGUGUAUAUAACCAGAGUGUCCAGACUACUAGACUGAAUCUGGGUGUAUAUAACCAGUGUCCAGACUACUAGACUGAAUCUGGGUUUAUAUAACCAGAGUGUCCAGACUACUAGACUGAAUCUGGGUUUAUAUAACCAGAGUGUCCAGACUACUAGACUGAAUCUGGGUUUAUAUAACCAGUGUCCAGACUACUAGACUGAAUCUGGGUUUAUAUAACCAGUGUCCAGACUACUAGACUGAAUCUGGGUUUAUAUAACCAGACUACUAGACUGAAUCUGGGUUUAUAUAACCAGAGUGUCCAGACUACUAGACUGAAUCUGGGUUUAUAUAACCAGAGUGUCCAGACUACUAGACUGAAUCUGGGUUUAUAUAACCAGAGUGUCCAGACUACUAGACUGAAUCUGGGUUUAUAUAACCAGAGUGUCUGGGAUACCCUCCCUAUUUGUAUGAAUUUAGUUCAGAUGUUUUGUAAUAAUGUAUUGAAUGAAGUGUAAAGAACUAGGUUUGUAUUUAUUUUUAAAUGAUUUUGUUUUAUUACAUGGAGAACCACUUUUUUAUUGUAAUGAAUCUUUUUACUGUAUUAUCGAUAACUUAUAUUUUUACUGUAUUGUCUAACUUAUCGUUACUGUAUUAUCGAUAACUUAUAUUUUUACUGUAUUGUCUAACUUAUCGUUACUGUAUUAUCGAUAACUUAUAUUUUUACUGUAUUGUCUAACUUAUCGUUACUGUAUUAUCGAUAACUUAUAUUUUUACUGUAUUGUCUAACUUAUCGUUACUGUAUUAUCGAUAACUUAUAUUUUUACUGUAUUGU